CCGUAUAAUUAAAACAUACCUAUGUCAUUGUAAAUAUACGGAUGAAUGACCUGUCCCUGCGCACACGGGGUUACUUCAAGUACUUAACGAACUGUUCGGCAAAUAAGAAAGAAUGGAACCGAGCAGUGCUUGUUUUACACAGAGACCCGAAGAAUACCGUUAUCAUGGCUGACUUACAAGAUACGGAAUAUGAGACUUUAGACCUACCUGAUACAAAAAUAAUCAUUCCAUUAAAUUCUUUCAAAGUUUGUCGAAAACAUAUUGUUUCUGGUCACGCAUCAAUAUCUAAUGAGAAUGGUCAUCCUAACCAAAAGCAUUCUUUGAACACUGUUAAAAAUGCCAUUCCAUGUAACCAAAUUCAUCUAAGUUCGCGAUUUUUAUUUGGUAAAAAGCAGUUGUGGUUGGGUUUUACAUCUCUGUUUGACCAAGAUAUAUGGUAUUCAUCUUUGAAAACUUUGGUUACAAAGCACAGAAACAAGAAGAAUACUUUAAAUAGUCCCGAUUUACUACGAGCAUCUGCAUUAAGUUUAUCCCAAACAUCAGAGUUGGAUUUACUUGCUUCAGCCCUGCCAAAUAUCUUAGAUAAUGAAAUAUAUGAAAGUACUUCUGCUCAAGAUACAUUUUCUGUCUACAUAAUUCAUACAGAAAAAUCAAAAGAUUUAGGGUUGUUUGGUCGUUACUUACUACGUAUAAAAGAAAAUGCAUUUGAACUACUUGAUCCGGACACAUAUUCAAUAGUAAAAGUAUGGCCGGUCAAAUAUGCGCGCAAAUUCGGUGUGUAUACCAAACGUUUUUAUUUAAUAACUGGAAGUGGAUGUGAAGAUGGUCGCGGAUUGUUCAUCUUUCUAAUAGAGCAUGCUGAUAAAUUUCAAUCAAGACUAUUUCGUCAAAUGAAACAAUUAACUAUGCAGUCUCAGUUAUCUAGACGUGUUACCGACUCUAGCAAAUGGAUAAUAGAUCAAGAGAUUAAAAAGGAAUCUAGUGAAUUUCACUUAAAUGAAACAAAUCAUUGUUGGUUUUCGUCAGAGCCUAGAAAAAAGAAAAAUAUUCUAACGUCUCUCAACUCAACUGAUCCGUUGUUGAAAACUAAACCACGUUCCCACUCUGUUAAUGAAUUUCUAUUACAAAAUAUAGAAUCAAAUAAUUUACAUCAAAGGCAAAAUUCUUCAAAUAUGUUACCAAAAGAAAUAUCUGUCUCAUUAGCUUAUGAUAGCGAUGCAAAAUCUUCAUCAUCAUCAUGGAUAUUUCCAGAGGAAAACUUCAUAAUAACGUCCGGCAAAUGUUUUGCUGAACGUUCAUGUCAAACUAUAUUUGAAGUAAAUACAGCAGAGCAGUUAAAACAUUCUAGUAAUGUUAAUUCACCACGAGUAACUGUAGUAAAACAACAAAUACAAGAAAAAAACAUGAUUCAUAAUGAUUAUAGUUCUCAAGAAACAUUCAUUUCAGAAACACUGUGCGAACGUGAAGAUGAUAAUGUUUUUCUAGAAAAAGAAGAGGAAGAAGAUAAUUUAAGCGAAGCUUCACAACCCGUUUAUGCUAAUGCUGAACAAAUCACCAAUACGAUGUUCAACACAAAAUAUUCCAAUAAUCAUAAUCAAAAAUUACUAACAAAUAGUGGAAGCAAUGAGGAUGAAACAACAGUGACAUCAUGCUCAAUGAAUGUGAACUCACCAGUGUCAGCAAUUAGCGAUACACCAUCUCUGUUAACGUCGUCAUCAUCUACUUUAAUAAAUAAACCAGUUAAUACUUCGUGUUCAUAUACAAAAAAUUGGAAACUUGGUUACUUAAUUGAACCAAUAAUGGAAAGAGAAGAACAAAACUCACAUAACUCAUCUAUAUCCGUUGGUAAUGAAGAAUGUAAUACAGCUUAUAAAGAAGAAUGUGAUGGUUUAGUCACUUCAUCAACACCAGAUAAUGAUAUAGAUAUAAAAAAGAUUAGCAAUACUUGUCUUAGUAAAUCACCGGCUGAUGAAUUAGAAAAUACAGAUGACGAAAACGAUUCGGUUUGUGAAAAUGUUCAGUUAACAAAAGAAUUUCAAAACAUUUUAGAAGACGUAAAAUUUUAUCGAUUGGUUUCAAGAUCAGCUACUUGGGAUGGAUGGAUGAAAUUGAAGACAAAUACAAAACAAGAAGUUACGUCACAGAAAGUUAUUGUACAAACGGGUACCAACAUUGAAAAUGACAAUGUUACUACAAUUAUUACUAAUACUAACGAUCAUCACGACAGCCCUAAAAUGAAAGAUAAUUCACAUGUUGUUGUGAUGACAGCAUUUUGAAUUGAAUAACGGUGGUGUAAUUGGUAAUGAGUAAACUAACAUUUAUUUUCUUAUUAAUUUUACCCAUCAACUAUAUGUUGUUCAUUAUAAAAAAAUACUUAUGAAAUGGAAGAUUUUUCAUUUCAUUGUAGGUACUCCCAUGUGAUUAACAGUUGUAUACAAAACGAAAAUAUUUUCCUGGGAAUUCAUUAGUGUAUGGUUUGAUUUAUAUUACUUUUUAUUUAAAAAACACUUAAAUUUUGUUGAGCACAAGAUUAUGAAAUUAAUGAUAAAUCGAAUGAAAGCUUGUUAAUAUGAUUAGGAUUUAUUAAAUGCAAAGUUAUAAUGAUCAAAGUCAAGUUAUAAUACAUAUUUCAUAACAUUUUUAUAACAGAAUAUGAAGUGAGACUCUAGAUUCAAUUUAAUAUCUUCAAUCGUGAUCAUUUUUUUCAAUCAUCAUUAAUUCAGUACUUUCUAUGGAGUAUAAUGCUUUUCCAUUUUAUCUUGUUUUGAUUCCGUAGACAACUAGUAUUAGGUUCUGUUUUUUAUCUUUCUAAAUAACUUCGUUCAGUUAAUAACUUUUAGAUAAAGCAGUUUUUAAAUUCCAGAUAUACCGAUUGUUGAAAUAUGAGAAAUAGAUAGUUAUGUGGUAGUGUAACUACACUAAGAAAUAAAGUAAAACUGGAAGUUAUGAGUUAAGGAUAAACAAAGGCAUCAUAGACAUUUUUAAAUUAUGUGUAGGGAAGAAUGGAAAAUACAUGCGACAUACAUAUCUACGUCACUGUAUUUCUUUUAUCUAGAGUUCAGAAGUAAAGAAAUCAAAUAUGAACAAGUUAUUUUCUAUUUUUUGAAGUUCAGAAUUUAUGACAAAAAUUUCAAACCCGAUGUGGAUUUUAAAUUAAAAUACCUCCCUUAAAUGUAGAUUCCACUUCACUUAUCAUCGUAAAAUAUGAUGAUUUUGGUCAAUUGUUUCACAAGCAGAACAUAGCCGAUUCCUAUUCAGUUAAUUACAUAGUACCUAUUUUCUACUUCUUUGUAUUAUUAUUAUCUUGAAAAACGGAUUUUCAAUAUUUUAAGUCAAUUAUAUGUGAACUAUCUUUUUCAUCAUAUGAUUAUCUUAUGUAUUUUCUAAUUUACGUUUAAGAAGCUUAUAAGUAGUCAGAAAAUCCUUUCAACCCCCAGUUUAACAUGUAGUUCAAUUCUGGACCAUAUAAACUGACUGAAGCACAGUUGAAACUUGACGGGAAGGCAUAUUUCACUGCUAGAUCAGUAUGGAGCAUGUUAUUAAAUCUACCUCGCAUUGGUUAUGUUAUUUCAUCUAAAAAUGAACUGUUUGUUGGAUUUGUAAAUUUUAAAUAAGGGAUUUCAUUUCACGAAGUUUUUAUUAUGACACUAAUAAUCACACAAUAGAGAUUUUUAUUCUUUAGGAGUUUAUCCUGACUGUGACAGACGAUUCUUCUCAAGAUAAUGGCAACAUAAAAUAUCGCAAAAUGGUAUUUUU
Molecule: messenger RNA, 3756 nt
Organism: Schistosoma intercalatum
Lineage: Eukaryota; Metazoa; Platyhelminthes; Trematoda; Strigeidida; Schistosomatidae
Source: the annotation of a GenBank genome assembly